UCUGAGGGUUACAGAACGAACAUGAUGAAGCUGAGCCCCGUUUAAAGCUGUUUGUCGUCGUGCUCUCCGGUGUUUGUCCCGGUGUGUCCCGGUGUGUCCCGGUGCUCUCCGGUGUGAAGAUGGCUCACCGAUACCUGCGACUGUCCGGCGGCUGCAGAACGCUGUUCCGCCUCCUGCUGCCCUCCAGGAGGCUGGUGUGUCAGACCACUGCUGGACAGGUAGAGGGGGGGCGGAGCCUGCUGACUGACCUGUUAGGAGCUUACAGGAGACUCAGCUCCAAACCUCCCAAAGGUUUUGAGAAAUAUUUUCCUGACAGUCAGAAAACUGCCAAACAAAGUGAAGCUGAAGCAGCAACCAAAGAAAGCAAACCUGCCAACACUCAGAGAGCGUCUGGGAAGUCAGCAGGAGGAGGAGGAGGCGCAGGAGGAGGAGGAGGAGCAGGAGGAGGAGGAGGCGCAGGAGGGAAACGAGGAGGCCGUAAGGAGGACUCUCACUGGUACAGUCGUCUGCAGAAGGGAGACGUGCCGUGGGACGAUCGGGAGUUCCGGAUGUAUUUCCUGAGCGGAGUCGCGUUCUGGACGACCGUCACUUAUUACUUUGUGCUGAGAGACGGAGGCAGAGAAGUCACCUGGAAGGACUUCGUCAACAACUACCUGUCCAAAGGAGUGGUUGAUCGAUUAGAAGUCGUCAAUAAACGUUACGUCAAAGUGGUUUUCUCUGCGGGGAAAACGCCGGUGGACGGACAGUACGUUUGGUUCAACAUCGGCAGCGUGGACACGUUUGAGAGGAACUUGGAGACGGCUCAGUACGAGCUCGGCAUCGAGGGCGAGAACCGGCUGCCGGUGGUUUAUUCCACCGAGAGCGACGGCACGUUCCUACUGAGCAUGCUCCCCACGGUGCUCAUCAUCGGCUUCCUGCUGUUCAUGCUGCGGCGGGGGCCAGCGGGGGCGGGGCGUCCCGGCCGCGGGAUGGGGGGGCUGUUCAGCGUCAGCGAGACGACGGCGAAGAUCCUGAAAGACGAGAUCGACGUGAAGUUCAAAGACGUGGCAGGAUGCGAGGAGGCAAAGCUCGAAAUCAUGGAGUUCGUCAACUUCCUGAAGAACCCGAAACAGUACCAGGACCUGGGGGCCAAGAUCCCUAAGGGAGCGAUCCUCACCGGUCCUCCUGGAACGGGGAAGACGCUGCUCGCCAAGGCGACGGCGGGCGAAGCCAACGUGCCGUUCAUCACCGUUAACGGCUCCGAGUUCCUGGAGAUGUUUGUGGGCGUCGGCCCCGCCAGGGUCAGAGAUCUGUUCGUCAUGGCGAGGAAGAACGCGCCCUGCAUCCUCUUCAUCGAUGAGAUCGACGCUGUCGGACGGAAGAGAGGACGAGGAAACUUCGGAGGGCAGAGCGAGCAGGAGAACACUCUGAACCAGCUGCUGGUGGAGAUGGACGGCUUCAACACAGCGACCAACGUCGUCGUUCUGGCAGGAACAAAUCGGCCCGACAUCCUGGACCCGGCGCUGAUGAGACCGGGCCGCUUCGACAGGCAGAUCUACAUCGGCCACCCCGACAUCAAAGGACGAUCGUCCAUCUUUAAAGUCCACCUGCGUCCUCUGAAGCUGGACCCUGAGAUGGACAAAGAGGCGCUGGCGAGGAAGAUGGCGGCGCUCACACCCGGAUUCUCAGGGGCCGACAUCGCCAACGUGUGUAACGAGGCAGCUCUGAUCGCCGCUCGCCACCUUUCGGACGCCAUCAACCAGAAACACUUCGAACAGGCGAUCGAGAGAGUGAUCGGAGGUCUGGAGAAGAAGACUCAGGUUCUGCAGCCGGAGGAGAAGAAGACGGUGGCGUUCCACGAGGCGGGUCACGCCGUCGCCGGCUGGUUCCUGGAGCACGCCGACCCGCUGCUGAAGGUGUCCAUCAUCCCGCGGGGGAAAGGCCUCGGCUACGCUCAGUACCUCCCGAAGGAGCAGUUCCUCUACACCAAGGAGCAGCUGCUGGACCGCAUGUGCAUGACUCUGGGAGGAAGAGUCGCAGAGCAGAUCUUCUUCAGCCGCAUCACCACCGGGGCUCAGGACGACCUGCGCAAGGUCACGCAGAGCGCCUACGCACAGAUCGUGCAGUUCGGGAUGAACGCUAAGGUGGGCCAGGUGUCCUUCGACCUCCCUCGGCAGGGCGAGAUGGUUCUGGAGAAACCGUACAGCGAGGCGACGGCUCGGCUCAUCGACACCGAGGUCCGAAUCCUGAUCAGCGAAGCGUACGAGAGAACGCACCAGCUGCUGAGCGAGAAGAAGGCCGAAGUGGAGAUGGUGGCGCUGCGGCUGCUGGAGAAGGAGGUUCUGGAUAAGAACGACAUGGUGGAGCUGCUCGGAAAACGUCCGUUCGCUGAGAAGUCGACGUACGAGGAGUUUGUGGAAGGAACCGGCGGCGAGGACGAGGACACGUCGCUGCCGGAGGGCCUGAAGGACUGGAACCAGGAGCGGAAGGAACGGGACGAGAGCACCGACGAACAGGUGGCCCGCCAGAUCUCUGGAGGAAUGCCUUUCUAGAACCCACAUGUUCCACUGUGGUUCCUCUGCAGCUCCAGAACCAGCUGGAGAACCCGCUCACCGACUCAGAACAUCAGAACAUUUGCUCACUCUUUAAAGUUCUUAGACGUUUGGGGCAGUGGCGCAGAACCUCAGACACUGCCCAGGUUCUCCCAGACCGAACAUCAAGAACGUUGGUUCUGCUCUGCGUGCUUGCAUCGCUAAAGCUUCAUUCUGUUCUGUUGGGUUCUGGGUUCUACUGCCACCCCCAUAAAUGCUGCCCACGUGUGUUGUUUGAAGUUCUAGAUAAACCUUGUCUCAAUCUGCGGGGCGCAGAACCCUCUCACUGCAAGAACCUUCUACAGUUCUAGAUCUUUGCAGAACCACCAAACUGAGUUAACAUGCAGGGAACGUUCUACAGAACCUCCGACAUGCGGCUCUAGAUCAUUCAUAUCACAAUAAAUAUUUCUACACAGAGAACUGUUCUUCCAUCAGAGAACCGACUUCUGUGCGAGUUCAGUACCACACAAACACUUGAUGGGUUCUACGUGAAUUACAGCACACAUAGAUCACAGAACAUGUUCCAGCUUUACGAACUAGAACCACCUCUGACGUUAAAGAACACAGUGUUCUCUGCAUUUAACUCUAGAACCUUCUUGCAUGCAGUGUUCAAGAACAAUCAGAUCAACACAGAUCUUCCUUAAGAACCGGUGGAGCUGUGGCCCAGGGUUCUGCAGUGUGCUCUUAUUGCAACAGAACCUGCUCAUCAAGUGUCUGAUGUUCUAAGGCUUUUAAAAUGUUCUCCGUGUAGUGUUCUAAAGUCUUCACAUUGACGGUACACAUGAGCUUCUCACUGUUCUCCAUGUUCCGACCAAUAGAACCUUUAUUACUGCUCUGAAUAGAACCCAUAGAACCGUAGAACCGUUCUGUGUUCUGUUGCAGCUUUGACCUGGAGAACGUCCGCAGAACCUUCCAGAGCAGCGAAAAGGUUCUCCCUGUGGUUCCUUGUCUCCGGCAGAACCUUCCACCAGUUAAAAACGUUAUUUAUAAAGUGAAGCCAGCAUCGUCACCAUGGUAACGGCACCAUUUUAAAGGUCCGACAGCGAUCGGUAUUGAUCAGUUAUUGAUUAGCUAGCUUGCUGUAUGAUGUGUCGGCUCAUGCUAACAGUGUAAAGAUGUAAAUGUGACUUCAUGAUGUUUUAAUAAAGUCAAUAAUCAAUAAUCAAUUAUUCAGAGCUUAAUGUUCAAAUGUGUAAUUUAUUUUAAUAAAAAGAAAAAUAUUAAAGAUUUAACAAAGAAAAGAAAUUAAAUAAUCAC
Molecule: messenger RNA, 3827 nt
Organism: Scomber scombrus (Atlantic mackerel)
Lineage: Eukaryota; Metazoa; Chordata; Actinopteri; Scombriformes; Scombridae
Gene: afg3l2
Product: AFG3-like AAA ATPase 2
Exons: 17
Coding region: 120-2531 (803 amino acids)
Biological process (GO): protein-containing complex assembly; mitochondrial protein processing
Cellular component (GO): m-AAA complex; membrane
Molecular function (GO): metalloendopeptidase activity; ATP-dependent peptidase activity; ATP binding
Source: RefSeq, a predicted model, not a curated record